CUCAAUUUCCGGUUCGUCAAGAGUGACGACUUCCUUUUCACGACGUGCUCGCCAAAAUGCUGAAGAAACAGAAGGAACCCAUCCACUCUGUCCAAGUCUUCGGACGCAAGAAAAGUGCAACUGCUGUUGCUUACUGCAAGCGCGGCCGUGGAAUCCUGAGGGUUAAUGGAAAGCCCCUGGAGCUCGUCGAGCCCAGAGUUCUUCAGUACAAACUCCAGGAGCCAAUUCUUCUUCUUGGAAAGGAAAAGUUCUCUGGCGUUGACAUCAGGGUUCGUGUGAACGGUGGAGGUCAUGUCGCCCAGAUUUACGCAAUCAGACAGGCUAUUUCAAAAGCCCUCGUGGCUUACUACCAAAAGUACGUCGAUGAGGCCAGCAAGAAGGAAGUCAAGGACAUUCUCAUCCAGUACGAUCGUACCCUCCUCGUUGCUGACCCAAGACGCUGCGAGCCCAAGAAAUUCGGUGGUCCAGGCGCCAGGGCUCGCUACCAGAAAUCUUACCGUUAAUCACCUUUUUGUAUUGCGUUUCAUGACGUGAUUAAAUAAAUAUGUAAAAAAAUCGAA
Molecule: messenger RNA, 560 nt
Organism: Diachasma alloeum
Lineage: Eukaryota; Metazoa; Arthropoda; Insecta; Hymenoptera; Braconidae
Gene: RpS16
Product: 40S ribosomal protein S16
Exons: 5
Coding region: 57-503 (148 amino acids)
Biological process (GO): translation; maturation of SSU-rRNA from tricistronic rRNA transcript (SSU-rRNA, 5.8S rRNA, LSU-rRNA)
Cellular component (GO): cytosolic small ribosomal subunit; ribosome
Molecular function (GO): RNA binding; structural constituent of ribosome
Source: RefSeq, a predicted model, not a curated record